Pocillopora damicornis (cauliflower coral) is the source of this 4587-nucleotide messenger RNA. RefSeq names its product intermembrane lipid transfer protein Vps13D. The record is from RefSeq and is a predicted model, not a curated record. NCBI's taxonomy places the organism in Eukaryota, Metazoa, Cnidaria, Anthozoa, Scleractinia, Pocilloporidae.
ACGUAAUUAACGUUUUAUUUGGUUAUUUGUCAUCUGAUCAACUAUUCGUUUAUUUCGUACUUUGGCUCCUUGAACGGAAGUAUAUAGCUCGAAAUUUAAUGAGCGUCUUUUUAUUAAGACCUCUUGACCAAAAUGAAAUACUAGAUGUGGUGUGAUGCUUUAAUGGGCACGUGAUGGUUGAAGGUCAAAGAUGAAUUUCAUUUGCAAAACAAUGGCGUCUAUGAGGGAAUUACAUCAUUUAUAAAACUGGUUCCGUCAAGAAACACUCGACUGAGCAGCUCAAACUGAAACUGUCUGUGACGAAGAGGCUGAUAUCAACAACAGAAGAACAACACAACCACUCAAGAAGCGCAAGUAGACGUUUACAAAAGUUGAAAUUAUCGAAACUGAAUUUCUCGUCUACAGACAUCAGGCAUGUUGAGAACAAUCACCACAUCUACAAAUGGUGUUUUUUCUGGGAUUACUGGCCCGAUAUUUUUGGUCAUUAACAUAUACUUGAGGAUAUAUCUCUUAUGGGUUCGUGUUAGCACUUGGUUUCUGAAUCAUAUCUUGUCAUUUAUACUUGUGUGGUGGUUUGGACUUCGUGAAGUGGAAAUUACCAUCAGAGAGUUUGGAUUUUUAUCUGUUCAAGGUGUAAGAGUACUUUGGGAAGAUAACUCAGGACUGACAAUUGAAGAUAUAUCAUUAAAGAAAAUUGAAUGGAAUUUCCUAAAAGUUAGGGAUAUCACAAUUUUGUUUUCUGUAAAGGAUGUACACAGAGAAAUAUUUACUGAUACAGAGGAUACAACAACAGAUGUGUACACUUCCUUUACUCUUCACUGGAAGAUGCAUUCACCCAGUGACCUGAUCAGCAGUGACCUUCGCAAUUCCAGUGAGACUAUACCACCGUCCUUUACUUUGCUGCAUGCUACUGAUGUACAAAUUGGAAGCAGACUACAUGUGCACAGGGGAGGCUCCUGUGUUGCAAUGUUUGAGGCUGCUGUUGUGGAUGGGUUGUUGAUACCAUCAAAAGAGGCCACGUCAUUAUGUAUUAAAAUGAGGGAAAUAACAUACUGCUGUGGGCCUUAUGAUCCAGGGCUUGUACUGGCCAGAAGAGAAAAGAUCCUCAAGAUGCCACUUGUGGAUUUUUUAGGUACAUUUCACAAAUCAGGUCCAUCACAGGUUACAAUGAACUUUCAUGGGUUACAGAUAUUUGUCAGUCCUUGCAGAGUGAAUUCUUUAGUGGUGUAUUUCUACUCCUGGAUUUGUCAGCUUAAAGAAGCUUUGUCAUCUGAAUCAAAGGGUCGCGAUGAAACAGACAUUAAUCCUGACAAGUUAUUAGAGGUCAAUGUCAAGUCGGAUGAUUCGAAAGUUUCAGUUUGCUUUGAAGAUGGAGAUGAAGCAGUCAACAUCAUGGCGUCGUUCAAUCUCUCGCUCCUUAAGAGAACCAAGAAAACUCAGUAUAGAGCUUCCGUGGGAAUACAAGCCUAUGUCCCCAACUCAGAGGGGAAAAAAGAUCCCUAUGCCGUUAUUGGAAAUGAAUGGAUCUCAAAGCCUUGGGAAUGUUCUUUUAUUGGGAGUGAUUCCGCAGGCCAUUCCAAAGUGGCAAGAAUAACAUCAGAUCAGAACUUUUCUGUAGUUCUCAGACCUGACUCCGUUCCAGUAUUACAGAAACUUCAAGAGGAGUAUGUCAGCCUGUUGGAUCUGAGUCGAAUGCGCGAUUUGUUCGGUUUGUUAAAGAAGGAGGCAGAAGAACAAUCCUCACCAAGUCAGGUUUUCAUAAGUCUCAGAGGAUUGAUAGUUUCUUUGGAAAGAGACGUCUACGAUGAACUUCUAAUUGUCAGUGUCGAUGACAUACGGCUUGAUUUUAACCGGGAUCAGCAUCAUGUAACCGUGGAACUGAGUGUGAAAGACCUUGAGGUAGAGGAUUGCGCGGAUAAAAUCAUUGCAUUUCAACAAGAGCGGUCCAACGGUAUGAGUUCCCAGUCUCUUCUGCGGUUUUCAUUCCUGCAGGAUGCGAAGAAUGAAGCAGGGAGAGUAGUUGUAAAGAAACUUCGCUUGGAACUAGGCGAAUCGACAGUCACAUUUCAAGAGAAACUCAUUCUGAAACUUCUGAAAUUUGCUGGCAUCAAAACCAAGACCCAGUUGUGGGGCGAAGACACAAAAGCGCAACAAGAAAACUCCAGCGAAAGUCCGUCCACUGCUGUCACAGCAAAGCCGUUUUAUUUCGAAAAGCUACAUGUGGAACCAUUUCGAGUUGUGGUGACUUGUAAUCCCGCUGUCGAGCUUUCAGAUGAUCUUCAGAGUUUGAAAACAAAGCUGGAGAUUCCUGCUGGUUUUCCACCAUUGAUGGAGAAUGCCAGCAUGCAAUUUGGAGAUUGGUCGUCAAUCCACCUCUCUUCUUGGCUCGCUCCAUCUCCUUGGUAACCUCUCCAGCUUGCAAGGCGACAUUUCCGAUGGACUGGCCGACCUGAGGGAGACUGGUGACUACUUUGGCUUCGUCAGACACGUGAGAGGUGGACUGGCUGAAUCCUACUACAAGUUCGCGGAUUCAUGGGGUGCGUGCAUCUCUCAGUCACAAUCGAACAGUCCCACUUUAAGUAGCUCCUCAUCUGGGAGCCGCUCCAGCUCAUCGAUGAAAUCUAUAGGUGGUGUUGUUGGGACGUUAACGAGCUUCCUCUACAGUCCUUCAAAAGAUACGGGUCAAGGAAAAUCGCAGGUCUCCAAUUCUUCGACAGCCUCGUCUGCAGAUACUCAACAGAGAGUACCGGCAGCGAGGAGACUGAUACCGAUUGAAUAUAACGAGGACCAUGAUUCUUCAGAAAGUGAGGAGAGCAGCUUGUCCUGCAUUCCGUCAGUGGAAGGGUGGGACAUGGUGCCGAAAGAUGCCCAAAGAAAACUAAAAGGGCAAGAGUUCUUAGAGAGGCUGACGGUUAGCUUGUUUGGUGAAGUCGAUAAGAAAGAAAAAUUUAUCAGCUGCUUGAGGCUUCGUUACAAGGAUCCGAAAGACAAACUGAAUGCCUUGGUAACGAGUCAGCGUGUGUACAUCAUGAAGGUUGGUUUACCAUCAGCUGAUCACGUGUUGCUUGCAUUUCAACUUGUCAACUUGUACAAAGCCAGGCACAGAGAUCAAGACGAAGAACAUUAUCUGGAAUUGUUGAUGCGAAUAUCGGGUGGGAAACGCCUGUCUCUCCCCUCUCCUAAUCCUGCCGACAACCCCCUGGUAAGAUGUGGCACCGUUAAGAUUGCACAGAAUGCAGCGAACGUCAUAAACGAAGCCAAGAGAUCAAGCGAGGAGGCUGAGUCGAGAUAGCAAGUCGACGUCGGUUGUGCAUAUGUAGGCAGCUUGAUUUCGGCUUUUAUCCGUUGUACACCCAGAAGGGUAUUUAUUGAUUGGGUAGUUAGCUGAUGUAGGAAUCGUCUAAUUUUCGCUCGUUGACAGACUGAAGCUGUCAAGAUUACUCGGUAUAUCUCAUUUUCAUUGGCAAGUAUCAUCUGCUUUAGCAUCAAAUUAAGUUAACUAUUAUUCAUUUUUUUGGGUUCAAGGAUAAGUUUAAGGGGAGGGCAUAGAAUCUGUAGAAUAAUAUAUUUCUUUUUAAUGAAGGGUCAUUGGCAGCAUGGGUUUUGGUUAUCGACGGAGCUUUGUUGCAUUUUUUUUAUCUUUUUUUUGAGGAAAACUAGACACAUGCAGACUGUAAAUAGGGCGCGCAUGAUCACAGUAAUGAUGAUAUUUACAACAAGAAUUAUGAUAAUAAUGAUAAUUAUCGAUGACGACCGUUAUGAUGAGACGACGGCGACGACAUUACGAUACGAAGACGACGACACGGCGAUGAUGAUGAUGAUUAGGAUGAAAAUGAUAACAAUAAUAUUACAUUCUAAAGAUAGAUAUUCUAAUAUAAGUUUACAGUAAACAGCAGAUAACAUGGUUUCAUAAAACAAUUGAAGAUUUCUAAUGAAUUUGGGAACAGACGGAUUUUUUUUCCAUUGUACUGUGACAUGUCUUGCAAAAUGUCAAGUCAGGUGUAUCGCAGUUCCUCUAGGAGAUGAAAUAAGCAAUACAAUUUUCUUUCCAAAGAUUUUAUAUAUCAAGAAUUAUUUUUGUGUGCAGAGUAUAUUUAAACAAAAUAGGUAUUCCAAAUGUAAGAUAAAUUAGUGAAAUUGAAUAUUAUACUAUUCGCUUGAGCAAUUUCAAUAUAAAAAGCGACCAGCUUAAUAUUGAUCUCAAUACUUCGAUAUUUAGAAAUAUGUAAGAAAUCAGUGAUGGAAAAAUCUCUUAAAAACAUGAGUCAUGAACGACAUGACGGAUCGGUUCAAUGGUUGUGGGGAAAAAUCAAUUACUAUGGUAUUAUUAGUUAAGAGGAGAAUUGAUCUUAACGGAGAAGGUUGUGUAAUUUUCAGGAUUGAUCUGUUAUUAUUGUCCAUGGUUGAUACUUCCGCCCACAAAGUUGCUUCAUUUGGCAAAUUACACUCUGGUUUACGGGAGUGACUUAACGUCAGGACGGAAAUCACGGUAGUCAUUGUAAAGAAGUGUAAGUAAUGAAUGGACCAGUAGUUCUUUGUGGGGGUUCCAAUAAAUUUGACAUUUUAGAAUAAAAUGAAUUCUUCUAC